Messenger RNA from Arachis stenosperma, 1407 nucleotides. RefSeq names its product putative F-box protein At3g16210. The transcript has 2 exons. Bases 1 to 1407 code for a protein of 468 amino acids. Gene Ontology annotation, molecular function: protein binding. Lineage: Eukaryota; Viridiplantae; Streptophyta; Magnoliopsida; Fabales; Fabaceae. The record is from RefSeq and is a predicted model, not a curated record.
AUGACAAACCAUAGCGAUCAGAUUCCUAAUGAUCUUGCUUUGGAAAUUCUAGCAAAAUUACCGGUUAAAUCUUUGAAGCGAUUUAGUUGCGUACGGAAGUCUUGGCUAAAUUUACUUGAGAAUCCUGAUUUUAAGAGCAUGUACUACGAGAAUUUAAAAUCUAAAACUGCCCACUCAUCGUCUCUCCUUCUAUGGAGAUCAUUUUACCAUAGGGAUAAAAACGUCCCUAGUGACAAUAAUGUGCAUUUACUUUCUGGAGAGAGAUAUGAAAACAUGGUUACAUUAGCUUUGCCAACUCUGGUUGAGAGUUAUGAUCCCGGCGAGGUUCUAGAAUGUGUUAAUGGCAUUAUAUGUCACUAUGAACGAGGUUCUGAGGUAAUAGGACUUUGGAACCCCAAAACCGACGAGCGUAAAAUUAUUCCUCCGGGUAUCAAUGAUGAUGAGCCCGGCUUUGAUCGACAUGUAAGUGUUCAUGGAUUUGGUUAUGACAAUGUGAAUGAUGAUUAUAAAGUGAUUCAAUGUGUAUAUUAUAAUUAUAGUCAAAUGUUGUUUGAAGAGCCUGUUCUAAGAAUUUGGCAAAUUUAUAGUCUAAAAAUUAAUUAUUGGAAGAAACUUGAUCUUGAAAUGACUAUGAAGGAAAAUGUAGAUAAAGCUUCUAUAGCGUACUUGAAUGGAGUAUGCCACUGGUGGGGUAGCGAGUUUGCCACGAAUGGACUCGAAGAACAAGUACUUGUGUCAUUUAACCUCAGCACUGAAACAUUUCGAACCACAUCAAUUGUUUGGGUGCAAGAAAAUGAUGAUAGCUCUACCAGAACUUUGGUAGUGCUCAACGAGUCUGUUACUUUAAUUUCCUCUUUUGCUCAGAAUAAUUUCAUUGAAAUAUCCAUUUUGGGUGAAGUUGGUGUGAAGGAAUCUUGGGUGAAGCUUUUCACACUUGGACCCUUUCCAUCAGAAUGGCUUUAUCCAUUGAGAAUGGGCAACAAAUGUGAUGUAAUAUUUUAUAUAAGAGACGACAGUAAUGAAUUGGCUUCCUUUGAUGUCAUCACGGGCAAAUUACUUUUGUACUCAAAUGUGGAUGCCAUAAAGGAGUCUAUUGAAAAUUUGCUAAAAACUAUGUAUGCAAAAGUCAGUGACCUUGCCUCUGCUAGAAGCAUAUUUGAUUUGAUUAUCAAAAAGAGUAUUUUCUCAUGGACAUCAAUGAUUGCAGGAUAUCCCCAUUCGUAUCACCCAUUGGAGGCAUUGCAUUUGUUUAGAAGGCUUGUACGGACAGAUUUUAGACCAGAUGGACUAAUCCCUGCCACUGUUUUAUCGGCUUGUAUUGAUUUAGGAUCAAUUAGCGUUGCACAAGAGAUGGAAGAUUAUAUACUCCAAGUGUGGAAGCAUCAAGAAAGCCAAAGAAGUAUUUGA